UCGGGGAUUUUGAGCAAAUUUUCUAAGAGCCUCGAAAAAACGUGUCUUCAAAUAAUGGUUUUUUCCUGGAUACUUAUGCAAUUAAAACUUGCCAGAUAUAUUGAUUUACAUACAUUUAUUUGUACUUUACGCACAUUUAUAUGCGUACGAAGCCUUACUAGAAAGUUUUUUUUAUAUAAGUACAUUUUUUCAUUCCCGUAACUCAUUGUACCGAACAUUUAUGGAAAAUUUCGUCAAGAUCGGAUAUAUGGUGUCGGAGAUAAUUUCUGAGGGGGGGCCCUUAAUCGAAAGAAUUGUGUAUAAAAGAGAAGAGAGCUAGUAGUUCACAUUUCUAGCCCACAGAAUUAUGCUGACACACUUUCUUUUAUUAUUUCUACAGAUUCUACAACAAUGUCUCGUGAAUUAAGUAACAACUCGACGUUUGAUUCAGCUGAUUAUAGAAAAGCAGAACUGCGGGGUGUUGUGCAAUUAUCGGACUCAGCCUCGCAUGUACGUACGUACAAAAAAAUAUGUUUAAUCUAUCUAAUGGUCAAGUCUUAUAUUUUACUAAUGUGGACUCAAGAAUAG
Molecule: messenger RNA, 567 nt
Organism: Didymodactylos carnosus
Lineage: Eukaryota; Metazoa; Rotifera; Eurotatoria; Philodinida; Philodinidae
Source: the annotation of a GenBank genome assembly